AUGACUCUAUUUGCUUUGGGAGUAUUCUUCUUCGUGACUGUCAUUCCUACGGGAUUUGCUGCACCAAAAUCCUUAAAAGUUGGAGCCCUGUUUCACGAAGAAGAACAAGCCAACUACUUGGCAUUCAACAGAGCUCUCGAUGAAAUACAAAAAGACGCACUUCUAUUGAGUUAUCAGCUUGAGCCAAUUACCGUAUGGGUGAAUUGCAGCACAGAUAGCUUCAAGACAUAUCUUGCCGCUUGCCGUCUCAUUGAGCAAGGUGUGAUAGCGAUAUUCGGGCCUGGGAAUCCACUCACAAGCAAUAUCGUCUCCAGUAUCACAUCAAGAUAUGAUAUUCCUCAUAUCGAAUAUAUAUUCAAACGAGUCGAUGAUUCCCACUUUUCCGAUACAACUAUCAAUAUGUAUCCAGAUGCAGGAAUCAUCGCGGAGGCCCUCGCAGACCUUUUAGAGAGCACGCAUUGGACACAGUUCACUGUGCUGUAUGAAACCAACGACGGACUAUCACGAUUACAGAAAUUAUUGGAGAACCAUGGCCCGAAGGACUUUCCUGUAACGAUACGCCAAUUGAACCCAAGUUACGAUAAACUGACAAAUGAACCGGAUUAUCGAACUUUGUUGAAAGAAGUGGCCAAUUCAUCGGAUUUCAAUAUUAUUCUUGAUGUUAGGCCUCAUAAUAUAAAGAGAAUUAUAGAACAAGCCCGUCAAGUCAAACUUCUUGAGGAUUACUACCACUAUCUGAUCACGGAUUUGCAUUCGCCCACAGCCAUGAUAGCGGAAAUUCUCAACAAAUCGAGUUCAAAUGUGACGGUCCUUCAAUUAUUAACCGACGAAAUUACUGAAUAUGAUUUGACUACGGUGGAAAGCGCCGUAAUUUUUGAUGGAGUUUUUGUCCUCAAUGAAGCUUUAAAGCUGUUCAAAAAACAGCGCGAGAAUGAUGAAGAUGAGGGUGUGGAUAUUGAGCCAGGAUCAUAUAUCUGCAGUAAUCCUGGGAAGUAUGCUGCUGGCCUUAGCCUAGUGUCUCUCAUGCGAGGGAUAACGACAGAUGAGAGUGUGAGUGGGCCAAUACUCUUCCGUGAGGGUGGUGGCAGAUCCUUCAAAUUGACAUUGAAAGAAUUUUACAAUGAAAGAAUUUCCACGUCUGGUUACUGGGAUGAUGGAGAAGUGACGGUUAUUGGUACUCAAGAAGAUCGUGAAGCACAGGCGCAACAAAGCAUUGAAAAAAGAAUAUUCACAGUCACCACGAGACUGGGAGAACCUUAUGUAAUGGAAGUGACAGACGGGUCUUUGAGGGGAACGGCAUUUAUAGGCACAAAUAAACGUUAUGAGGGCUAUGCUAUCGAUCUCAUCGACGAACUGGCGCAAUUACUCAAAUUUACCUACAAUUUUGAGCUUGUGCCGGGUAAUAACUACGGAACUGAAGAUCCGGAGUCGCGACAGUGGGAUGGUCUCAUCGGUCGUCUUUUACGACGAGAAGUAGAUUUGGCAAUAUGUGAUCUCACGAUAACAAAAGCUCGAGAAAGUGCAGUUGAUUUCACAAUGCCAUUCAUGGAUCUUGGAAUAAGUAUUUUAUUCGCUAAAUCAGAAACCAAGGAGCCGGAGCUUUGGUCAUUCCUUCGGCCAUUCUCUGUGGAUGUUUAUAUAUACUUGGCUACAGCUUGGGUUUCCGUGUCCCUGCUGUUUUUCUUGCAAGCAAGGAUGGCUCCUGAAGAGUGGGUUGCUGAUCGACCUUCUAAUUCUGAACCCGAGGAACUGGAGAAUAGUUUUGACCUGAAGAACUCACUGUGGCUGACUACUCCAUCGAUUGUACAAGCGGGUUCAGAUAUACUUCCUAGGGCCGAUUCCACUCGUUUGGCAGCAUCUAUGUGGUGGUUCUUCAUCCUUAUAAUGGUAUCUUCUUGGACUGCGAACCUAACUGCCUUUCUCACUGCGACGAAAAAGGAUGUAUCUAUCAGUAGUGUGACAGAACUCGCUGCCCAAACUAAAAUCAAGUAUGGAGCUAUAAGAGGCGGUUCAACAGCCGGAUUUUUCAAGGGUUCGAAUACUACAAUCUAUAAAAAAAUGUGGGCAGCAAUGAAUGAAGCAAAACCAAGCGUCUUCACUGAGAAAAAUGAGGAAGGUGUUGAGAGGGUUGAUAAGGGAAAGAGAACUUAUGCUUUCCUCAUGGAAUCGACUGGUAUUGAGUACGCUAUAGAACGAAAUUGCAAUCUGGUGAAAGUCGGCGACCUGCUUGAUAGCAAAGGAUACGGAAUUGCUCUGCCGCCUAAUUCACCGUACCGCACUCUUUUCAGUGAAGGCAUUCUCAAGCUUCAGGAGAGGGGUAUCUUGCGUCAAUUGAAAAACAAAUGGUGGUUGCAAGGUAGUAAAAACUGCACUGCCAAUCAACCACUACCGUCGUCGGGUAGACUGACUAUGGUUCACGUUGGGGGUGUUUACUUGGUUUUCAUAUUCGGCCUUUUCUUGGCUUUUCUUUUUGCAAUAUUCGAGUGCAUAUGGAAUGUACGGAAAAUAGCCAUUGAGGAAAAAAUCACACCACUUGAAGCAUUCAUCGAUGAAUUCAAAUUCGUUGUGAAUGUGACUGCCCACACUAAGCCCGUUAGAAGAUCAAAAUUAGUUAAUAGCAGUCGCAGUUCGACUGAAGGAUUUGCUACUGCGGUAGCUGCGAAACGCUCGAUGGGAGGAUCAUUUCUUGAAUUGGAUAUUUUGAAUAGCACAGAUAGCAACAAACAAAAUCCGAAUAAUAUGACUGAUCAUACGGAGUAA
Molecule: messenger RNA, 2760 nt
Organism: Diachasma alloeum
Lineage: Eukaryota; Metazoa; Arthropoda; Insecta; Hymenoptera; Braconidae
Product: glutamate receptor ionotropic, kainate 2
Exons: 14
Coding region: 1-2760 (919 amino acids)
Biological process (GO): synaptic transmission, glutamatergic; modulation of chemical synaptic transmission; monoatomic ion transport
Cellular component (GO): plasma membrane; postsynaptic membrane
Molecular function (GO): transmitter-gated monoatomic ion channel activity involved in regulation of postsynaptic membrane potential; glutamate-gated receptor activity
Source: RefSeq, a predicted model, not a curated record